CUAUUAAACUUGAGAAGUUUUGUAGCAAGCCGCAACGCUUUCACUGGAACUAUCCCUUCUCCUCUCUUCACCAUUCCUUCUUUGGCUGGAAUUCAUUUGAGUGAUAACCAACUCAACGGCACUCUUGAGUUUUGGAAUAUAUCUUCAUCAUCUAACCUACAAAGGUUAAGCAUUGGCAAGAACAACUUCAAAGGGCCAAUCCCGAGAUCCAUUUCCAAAUUUGUCAACCUUCAGACACUUGAGCUUUCUCAUUUCGACACCCAAGGCCGCCCAGUUGACUUUAGUAUCUUCUCGCCUCUCAAAUCACUCGAUAGUCUUGACCUACCCUAUUUGAACACCACCACUACGAUUGACUUGAAUGAUAUCUUAUCAUAUUCCAAAAGCCUCUCUUUCUUAGAUCUCUCAGGCAACCAUGUUUCAACAACAAACAAGAGUUCAGUUUCAAAUCCCCCUUCACAGGAGAUAUAUGCUUUGAGCUUAUCAGGCUGCGGUAUCACCGAGUUUCCAGCAGAGCUCCUAAGAACCCAACAUGAAAUGUGGUUUCUAGACAUCUCCAACAACAAAAUCCAAGGUCAAGUUCCUGGCUGGUUAUGGACUCUACCAUAUUUGAAUUACGUGAAUCUUUCCAACAACACUUUCAUCGGUUUCCAAAGAGCAAAGAAGAAACAAGGACUAUCCUCUGUCCUGAAACCAUCUAUGGUUCACUUGCUUGGCGCCAACAACAACUUCACCGGAAAGAUUCCUUCUUUCAUAUGCGAGUUGCGUUCUCUAGAGACUCGAUUUAUCUGAAAACAACUUUAACGGUUCAAUCCCUCGUUGUAUGGGAAAUCUGAAGAGUACUCUUUCGGAUCUAAACCUUCGGCAGAAUAAUCUUAGUGGAGGUCUUCCAGAGCAUAUAUUUGAAAGUCUAAGGUCGUUCGAUGUCGGUCAUAACCAACUUGUGGGAAAGCUUCCAAGAUCUUUGAAUCGUUUAUCUACUCUUGAAGUUUUGAACGUGGAAAGCAACAGAAUCAACGACACGUUUCCGUUCUGGCUGGGUUCUCUACAAAAGCUACAAGUUCUUGUCCUUCGCUCCAAUGCAUUUUAUGGACCAAUUCAUCAAGCCUCGUUCUCUCAAUUGCGAAUCAUCGACAUAUCACAUAAUCACUUCGAUGGAACUUUGCCAUCAAAGUACUUUUCGAAGUGGACUGCUAUGUCAUCACUUGGGACCGACGAAGAUCGUUUUUACGAUAAGUACAUGAGAGAUUAUGGAUCAGGCGAUUACUAUGAUUCAUUGGUUUUAAUGAAUAAAGGUGUAGAGAUGGAACUGGUACGUAUCUUAAAAAUCUUAACAGCAAUCGAUUUUUCUGGAAACAAAUUUGAAGGAAAGAUUCCAAAGUCCAUCGGUCUAUUGAAAGAGCUUCGUGUGCUUAACUUGGCAAACAAUGCAUUCACUGGCCGCAUCCCUUCAUCUAUGGGGAACCUGACAGUUCUCGAGUCGUUAGAUGUUUCCCAAAACAAGCUUUCAGGAGAAAUUCCACAAGAGCUAGGGAACCUCUCAUUCCUUGCGUACAUGAACUUCUCUCAUAACAAGCUUACAGGCCUAGUUCCAGGGGGCACUCAGUUUCGGACGCAGCGUUGCUCUUCUUUCGAGGACAAUAUGGGACUUUUUGGCUCUUCUCUUAACGAAAUUUGUAGAGAUGCUCACACGCCAGCCACACAAUUAUAUGAAACGCUGGAAUCAGAGAAUGAAGACGAAGAAGAGGUGAUUAGUUGGAUAGCAGCUGCAAUAGGAUUCGUACCUGGUGUUUCCUUUGGAUUUACGAUUGGAUACAUAUUGGUUUCCUACAAACAAGAGUGGUUCAGGAACCCUUUUGGCCGAAACAAUCGUAGAAGCAGAAGCUCCACAACUCACUAGAGAGGGUGUCCAAGAUAACAACAAGAAUGAGGCAUGCGAGAGAGAGAUGAAGGUCACACUAUCCGCAUAUAUGAUUUGAUAACGUUUAAGAGCUCUCAUUGCUUCUCCAUUAUUCAAGUGUCUAGUUAAUAAAUUUCUUAGCGCAUUAAUUUGCUUGUGAAUAA
This is a messenger RNA of Camelina sativa (false flax), 2061 nucleotides long. The record is from RefSeq and is a predicted model, not a curated record. NCBI's taxonomy places the organism in Eukaryota, Viridiplantae, Streptophyta, Magnoliopsida, Brassicales, Brassicaceae.